AUGUAUGUUGACGAUGUCUUAGAUUCAAGCGAGACUAUAGAGAGUGCCCAGAAUCUGCGACGUCAGUUAUCUGACCUGUUGGGUCUGGCAGGUUUUCGGCUGCGGAAAUGGUCGUCGAACGAGCCAUCAGUUGUCGCAAGCAUCCCCGAGAGUGACCGGUUAUCUGCUGUUGAAAUUAACAAAGAAGAGCCGUCUAAAACCAAGACUCUGGGAGUCUUGUGGGAUCCUGAAAGAGAUGUAUUUACCUUCAGAGUGGAACCUCCUGAUGCGAAAAUUAUUUUCUUGUCAGUUCUAGACAAGCAUGCACCAAUAAGAGAAAAGAGAGUAAAAAAUAUACCAAAUAUUCCUUGGCUGACUAAUGCAAUUAAAAAACAAAUACGUGAACGGGAUCGUCUCAAAUUCCUUGCCGUUAAAUAUAAUUCAGAAAAUUACUGGACUGCAUAUAAAACCUCUAGAAACCAUAUAACUAGUACACUGCGAGAAGCAAAAACAGCAUAUUAUAAAGCACAAUUUGAAAGUGUCAAACAUGACCCAAAGAAAGCUUGGAAAACCGUUAAUAAAAUCCUUAACCGGAAACAAGAAUGUCGCGAAAUAUAUUGUAUCCAUACUCAGAAUGGUUAA
Paramuricea clavata is the source of this 621-nucleotide messenger RNA. The record is from the annotation of a GenBank genome assembly. NCBI's taxonomy places the organism in Eukaryota, Metazoa, Cnidaria, Anthozoa, Malacalcyonacea, Plexauridae.